AGUGGCACCUGCUCGUGGGUUCAGGGCCAGUUCCUGGGCGGAGAAGACGUUAGGCGGGGAGGUGUUUGCUUGUAGACCCUGUACAGCCUGGUUCUCUCCCACGUCUGGGAGGGGCCGGAGUUGGAGACAACAGCUGGGCUGGGCUGCGAGAGGUCAUCUGACUGGCUGCUCCACCUGGGCCGUCCACUCCUCCUCUCCUCCACCAGGCUACACCGGAGCUGGUGCCCACACAGUCGAGCCACCAAGCCCUAACACCCACCCCACUUCUAGCAUCUUUGGGGGAGGCCAGUCGCACCAUGUCUGUCAGCUGUGGGACGCUGGGAACAUCCCUGACCCAGGAGAUCCUCAGUUCCCUGGGUCUUGCCAACAAGACCGCAGCUUGGGGGACUCUGGGGACCCUCAGGACUUUCCUGAGCUUCAGUGUGGACAAGGAUGUGCAGAGGCUGUUAAAGGCCAUUACAGGCCAUGGUGUGGACCACAGCACCAUUGUGGACGUACUGACAAAUCGGAGCAGAGAGCAAAGGCAACUCAUUUCUCGAGCCUUCCAAGAGCGCACCAAGCAGGAUCUGCUGAAGUCCUUGCAGGCGGCACUCUCUGGCAACCUGGAGAAGACUGUGGUGGCUCUCCUACAGCCCGAAGCCCAGUGUGAUGCUCAGGACUUGAGGGCAGCUUUGAAGGCCUCCGGUUCUGCUGGUUCCAAGGAUGUGGCCUUGGAAAUCCUGGCCACCCGAGCGGGGCCUCGACUGCGGGAGUGCCUGGCAGUGUAUAAGCACGAUUUCCAGGUGGAAGCUGAGGAAGAUAUCAGGACUGAGACCCAUGGCAUCCUGCAGGACCUGCUUCUGGCCCUGAGCAAGGGGGCCCGUGACAGCUACUCUGGGAUCAUCGACUACAGUCUGGAGGAACAGGAUGUUCAGGCACUCCUUGGAUCCAGUACAGCAGGCCAAUGGGUCCUGCUCCUUACACAACGCAGUCCUGAACACCUCAUGCGAGUGUUUGAUCGGUAUCGGCGAUGCACUGGGCAAGAACUGGAGGAUGCGAUCAGGAACUGUUUCCAUGGAGAUGCCCAGCUGGCUUUGCUCAGCCUAGCGUCCGUGAUGCGAAACACAGCACUGUACUUCGCGGACAAACUUCAGCGAGCCCUUCAGGAAACUGAGCCCAAUUUCCAAGUGCUGCUGCGGGUCCUCAUCUCCCGGAGUGAGAGUGACCUUCUCAGCAUUCGGACUGAGUUCAAGAAGAGAUUUGGGAAGUCUCUGUAUUCCUCUCUCCAGGAUACAGUGAGAGGGGACUGUCGCUCAGCCCUACUAGCCCUGUGUAGAGCUGAAGACAUCUGAGACCCCCCCACCACCACUCACACACCCUA
Messenger RNA from Acomys russatus (golden spiny mouse), 1360 nucleotides. It is a transcript of the gene Anxa9, whose product is annotated as annexin A9. The coding region runs from base 297 to 1331 and encodes 344 amino acids. The record is from RefSeq and is a predicted model, not a curated record. The transcript has 13 exons. Gene Ontology annotation, cellular component: cytoplasm. Lineage: Eukaryota; Metazoa; Chordata; Mammalia; Rodentia; Muridae. Gene Ontology annotation, molecular function: calcium-dependent phospholipid binding; calcium ion binding.